UACGUGAGCGGAUCGCUUCCGUUGCCGGACGAAUCGGCUGAAUUUUAUGAAAACGAAGGCGCUGGUCACUGUGGACCUCAUUUUGUCUAUGGCAGUGUUACAGAAACUCAGCGAGCUCCCAGUGACAAUUGCGAUAAUGCUUUGAUUGUUCAUGUUGUGGAUGAUAGUGGAUCAUUUGGCCGUGGCGGAGUAUUCGAUGCAUUGAGAGUGAAAAGUCAACAAGUUGUUGAUGUGUACGAGUUAGCCGGGAAAAUGGGUGAUUUGCAUGUUGGCGAUGCACACCUGGUUAAGAAUAUUGCCGAAGAGUUGCCGAUAACUCCUUUGCGACAAGGAAGUAGUUUUCGAAACACGGGUGAUGAUGAUGAUGAUGAUGAUGAGCCAACAACUUCCAGGCAGCAUAGCAAAUGGAAAGUUUCGGCUGUUUUGCUGGUAGCACAGCACUAUCGUAAACGAGAUGAAAUAAGCCAAGAUGUGCUGGCAAAAUGUCUUCGAAAACUUGCUUCAUACGCGAUAGAUUCGGGUGCUCGAAGUAUACAUAUGCCACGUAUUGGAUACGAUAAGCGAAAUAUCAGCUGGUAUGCCAUCGAACGGCUAAUUUGCCGAAUUUUGGUCGCCCGGGGUAUUCACACUUACAUUUAUUAUUUCAACCGCAGAGCCAGUACCAGUGCUGCUUCGGAUAUCACGCCUGGUAAGUUGUAG
This is a messenger RNA of Gongylonema pulchrum, 699 nucleotides long. The record is from the annotation of a GenBank genome assembly. NCBI's taxonomy places the organism in Eukaryota, Metazoa, Nematoda, Chromadorea, Rhabditida, Gongylonematidae.